AGGGAAGCAACAAUGAUCUUCUGUUGGAGCUCUCUAUCGUUGAAAACAUUGUGAUGUGGUGAUCGCUUGAGGUUGACGCCUUUUUCCAACUUCCUUUAUCUGUCUCCAAACAACUAACUGAGCUAAGAAUUCCACAGGUUCUGGCUGGAAUAAGAUAAAUAAAUCAGCCUAAGGUGAAUUUUUCAUCAUGACAAUGGGUGACAAAAAUUUGUAUGGCAAAUUAAUUGUGGAUGUUGUCAUUUGUCCUGUGUUAGAAAAGCUUGAAAGGAAAGACAUUUCAGCUGCACAGACUCUGAGAUCAGCUAUUUCAAAGGCUGAAAGUAAGCUACCAGGAUUGACUUAUGAUUUGGUACGAGGGCUUCUGCAGCAAGCUGAAUUAGCAGACAAAAUGGACUUGUGCCAGACAUUGCUCCGCCUUGGAGGUGUUACUGAGACAGAAGAAAUUCGGAUCCCUCGAUCUGAGGCCAUUUACAGAGAGCUGAAUGAUUGUUCUGUAGACCUGAAACGCAUUCUUGGACGAAUUCCAGAGCAGAUCUAUGAUCGCAAACAGUUUUUGGAAACUAUAAAGGAAAUUGCCAGCUCCAUCAAAACUCUACUUGAUGCAGUAAACAAAGUGAUUGCAGAAAUGCCGCCGCACAUGGUAGAGAAUGGAACAAAACAGGUGUUAGAAGACCGCAAGAAGGAGUUUGUGAGAUACUCAAAAAAAUUCAGCAACACAUUGAAAGAAUAUUUCCGAGACACAAGUCUAAACCAGAGCGUAUUUCUGAGUGCCAACCACCUUAUCCACCAGACAAAUCUGAUUCUGAAGACUGUUCGUCAGGAUGUUUGCUGAGAACCCUGCGCUGUUUGGCCAGCAUUAAGUGAUUUUCAAGUAUGCUGGUGCCUGUUGUACACUUUUCAGCAGGCAUGGAAGGGACAGACUACUAUUCCAUCCAAGCGUGCAACAAAUUGUUAUGUGGCUAUUUUAAUGUGCAAACGGAUACAGUGCACCAUACCCAUAUUUUUGUCAUUGACGUUGCCUGUAUUUAGAAGAAAAAACUUCCUUGUCCACAUAUCUUUCUCAUCCUAACAUUACAAAGGGAAGGGAUGUGAGGUUAUGAAAGUCAACUGUAGAUAUGGGGAAGAUUAGUGUCAGUGGAGCAUAAAGUGUACCAAAAAUUGAUGGGGGAAAUGUUGAAGUGGUUUGAAAAUGAAAAGCCUAUUUAAAUUUAAGUUAUGGUUUUUAUGUGGUAAACAUUCUUACAAUAUUCAGCACAAAUGAACCUCUGAAAUAUCUCCCUUUAAUGGCUUUCAGCACGGGCACCCUGCAGGGAUCAGUGGAUGUGUGUAUAGAAAUGGUGUAGGGUGAUAAUUGAAAUAUUCAGUUGUACAGUUUAUUUUUAUGACAUCGCUCACACCAACUAGCAAAGCGUGUUUAAAAAGUGGUAAAUCUUGUAUUUGCGAGGUUUAAGGGAAACUUAGCAGUUGUAUUUUCACUUUGUUUUAAAGAUGUCCUAAUUUUUCCUUUUAUACGGCUAGUGUAGGCAGGUUCUUUGUCAUGAUUUCAGCUUCUUCAGACCAUAGAUGAUUUUUUUUUUAAAAUUUAUUUAAAUUUGAGACAGUUAUUGCUGCUUGUUCUUUCUACAUCUGUUUAACCCUAUUUCCUGUUUUCUUGGAGAGGAUGCCCCAAAAAUACUGCACUGCGCUUAAGUUGGCCCUCUGUAAUCUGGAGUGCGCUUAUAUCUGACUCUUGGCUUAUCAAAUCCAAAUGACAAACAACACAAAACAUUACUUAAAAAUUGAAUUGCUUAUAGCCAGCAUGCAUAUAAUCAAGAGAGCGCUUAAUUGAUUUCUUUGGGUAAGACGCAUUGUCAUGGAUUCAUAAUGAUCUGUGGUGCUGCUCAAUUCCCACAUCUGAAAAUAUGUGCAAUUUUAAGGUGAAAUUAGCUUGUCACUCAUUCUUGAGACUCCUGUAGGGUUUGGACAAUGCUUCCCAAGUUUGUGAAGGUUAAGCUUACAGAUCUGACACACUAAUUGUCCGUGGUUGCUACAUAGAAAAGUCAGAACAAGUCAUGUUAUCACAGAGGCAGCCAGAUAUUAAAACCACCUGUACCUUACCUCCCUUUGCUUAGGAACACAACCAGCAAGCACAAUCAAAUUGUCAGAAUCUCUUUAUGCAUGAAAUUUCUUUUUUUUUUUUUUUUUUUUUUUGAGAAGUCAUCCAUUGGACAUAUGAACAAACUAAUUAUAGCUUAUUUACAUAAUGAAUCAACUCCUUGAAAGUUUUGGGGGCACUUUUAUUGAUUACACAGUAAGUGGUCAAGAGAGGAAGAUCACGUGUUUGGCAGUACAACUUGUGUUCUUGUUGACUGUUCACUCCAAAAUAUUUUUCAAAGCUGGGUUUGGGAAAUUCACAUUCCAUGGUUGUUAUGUCACCCUGGUUUUCAUAUUAACAUUGACCAGAACAUAUGACAGAUGUUUUGUACACAAUUUAUAAAAACACAAAAGUGUGUGGUGCAUAAGAUGGAAUAUAAUAUUGUCUUUUGAAAGUGUCUUGCAUGGUAUGGACUGAUGCGGAGCUAUUUAACACUUCACUAAAGGAUGUUAUGUAUGCCUGAAAAUUGUAAGGUGGUGGUUGCUAUUUUAAGAGCGCGUCUUACUUUCUGCAGAGCUAAAUAACAUAAUAUUGCUCUAAACAAUUGAAAAACCACCUUCACUUUUUACUUCUUUACAAAAUACUUUCUACAUAACAAUUCAUUGUAAUGCAACUUUCAAAAUAACAGUGAACAUAAUGUAUCUUUCUAAAUAACAUCAAACAUGACCAAAUGAUCUAUUCAGCAACUUGUUGCAGGCUUUAAUAGAGAUGUCAGUUUGCAUGAAAAAAAAAAAAA
Molecule: messenger RNA, 2870 nt
Organism: Pomacea canaliculata
Lineage: Eukaryota; Metazoa; Mollusca; Gastropoda; Architaenioglossa; Ampullariidae
Product: programmed cell death protein 10-like
Exons: 8
Coding region: 188-832 (214 amino acids)
Biological process (GO): positive regulation of MAP kinase activity; regulation of Golgi organization
Cellular component (GO): Golgi apparatus; FAR/SIP/STRIPAK complex
Molecular function (GO): protein kinase binding
Source: RefSeq, a predicted model, not a curated record